Opisthocomus hoazin is the source of this 1077-nucleotide messenger RNA. Lineage: Eukaryota; Metazoa; Chordata; Aves; Opisthocomiformes; Opisthocomidae. The record is from RefSeq and is a predicted model, not a curated record.
AUGGCGGGCAGAGGAGGUGACAGAGCAGGGUGGCUGGGGUAUAUUUUGAAAACGGUAAUUCUGGGCCAGAUGCUUUCCUUGUUUAUCUGUGGGACUGCUGUUACAAGCCAGUACCUAGCAGAAAAAUACCAAGUGAAUACUCCAAUGUUUCAAAGUUUUAUCAACUAUUCUUUGCUGCUUCUAGUUUAUACAACAAUGCUGGCAUUUAGAACUGGCAGUGACAGCCUUUGGCAAAUUUUGAAGCAGAGGUGGUGGAAGUAUUUUUUUUUGGGACUGGCUGAUGUUGAAGCCAAUUACAUGAUUGUAAAAGCCUACCAAUACACGACCCUCACAAGUGUGCAGCUGCUGGACUGUUUCGGAAUUCCUGUGCUGAUGGCUCUGUCGUGGUUCAUUCUCCGGGCAAGAUACAGGCUGAUCCAUUUUCUUGCUGUUGCCGUCUGUUUGCUGGGUGUAGGAACAAUGGUGGGUGCAGACAUUCUGGCAGGGAGGCAGGACAGCGAAGGUAGUGACGUGGUGAUUGGAGAUGUCUUAGUGCUUCUUGGUGCUUCUUUGUAUGCCAUUUCUAAUGUGAGUGAGGAAUACAUUGUGAAAAAUCUGAGCAGAGUGGAGUUUCUAGGAAUGGUGGGCUUGUUUGGGACUAUUAUCAGCGGUCUACAGCUAGCCAUUGUGGAACAUAGGGAGAUAAUGAGAAUUCAAUGGAACUGGAAAAUUGCAUUACUGUUCACAGUCUUUGCCCUGUGCAUGUUUGGGCUGUAUAGCUUCAUGCCAGUCGUGAUUAAAGUUACCAGCGCAACCUCGGUCAAUCUGGGUAUUCUGACUGCGGAUCUCUACAGUCUGUUCUUCGGGCUUUUCCUCUUUUUCUAUAAGUUUUCAGGUCUUUAUAUCCUGUCCUUCGUUAUCAUCAUGGUGGGCUUCAUCUUGUAUUGCUCCACUCCGACUCGGACUGCAGAACCCACCGCCUUGCCACAGCCCAGCAGCUCUGGCUUGGACAACGCUGCACUGAAGCUUGAGGAGAACGACAGUGAAACUCCAGCCGUAACCGUACAGUUCACACGCUCUCCCCAUUUUAAUAUCUGA